UUGAUCAUUAUUCACACAAUUAAGAAUGGCUUCCGUCAACUUCUUUCCCUAUCUACUUCUCAUACUUGUUCUAUACUUCGCUUCAAGUAGUGCAUCCGCAGAACAGUCUCGUACUCUACGAGAUUGUAAGUUUGAAGCAAUAUAUCAACUCGGAGAUUCUAUAGCAGAUACGGGUAAUUUAAUUCGUGAAAAUUUUCUCACUCUGUUUGCUCGACUUCCAUACGGUGAAUCAUUCUUCAAGCCAGGAACUGGUAGAUGUUCAAAUGGACUUCUAAUGAUUGAUUUUAUUGCUCAAUCUGCCGGACUUCCUUUACUCGAACCAUACUUGGAUAAGAGUUCUACUUUUGACCAUGGAGUAAAUUUUGCGGUUGCUGGAGCUACUGCCUUGCCUACUAAAGUUCUUGCAAAGAGAUGGAUAUUUUCUCUAUUUACGAAGAGUUCUUUAAACAGACAAGUUGACUGGAUGGAUAAUCAUUUCAGCCAAAUAUGUGAAAACACACAAGAUUGUGGGAAGAAAAUUAGUAAUUCUCUCUUCAUGGUUGGUGAAAUUGGUGGAAAUGAUUAUAAUUAUGCAUUGCUUGAAGGACACAGUGUAGAUGAAGUUAAGACGAUUGUACCUGAAGUUGUACAAGUUAUAAAAGAUGCUGUUAAGGUUAAGUUCAUCAUUUUUAUAGUCACAAUAUUAAAUUUAUUUUUAACUUUCUUUUUAAAAUUUUUGUUGCAGAAAGUGAUUGGUUAUGGUGCCACUCGUAUUGUUGUUUCGGGAAAUUUUCCAAUUGGUUGUGUUCCGAUUUAUCUUACAUCAUUUGAAACAAAUGAUAAGACUGCUUAUGAUGAUUUGCACUGUUUAAAGGAGUUAAAUGAUUUGGCAGCGUAUCACAAUCAGCUCCUUCAACAUGCCAUUGAAGAGCUAGGAAAUGAAAAUACUAUAAUGUAUGGUGAUUAUUACAAUGCAUAUCAACGGAUUUUACGUAAUGCUUCUUCUAUGGGAUUUGAUCCAACAGUGACACACAAGUCUUGUUGUGGCAGCGGAGGUGAUUAUAAUUUUAAUUUUUUGCAAAUAUGUGGAUUACCUUUCGUACCAGUCUGUUCAAAUCCCGACGUAUAUGUAAGCUUUGACGGAGUUCAUUCAACACAAAAAACAUAUUCUUAUAUAGCAGAGUGGCUCAUCGGAGACAUGAAUUUGAAAUUUAAGUGUAACGCUUGAAUUAGAUUUUAUUCUGUCAUAAAAGGUUCUUAUUCAUUGUUAGGAAAAUGUGAGGAAAAAGUUUUUAUUCAUUCUUAUUCGUUGUUAUUUGCUGUUUAGAUGAGGAGCAAUUCAUUUUAAUUCAAUUUCAAUCCAAGAGUUUAUAUAC
Carica papaya (papaya) is the source of this 1355-nucleotide messenger RNA. NCBI's taxonomy places the organism in Eukaryota, Viridiplantae, Streptophyta, Magnoliopsida, Brassicales, Caricaceae. The record is from RefSeq and is a predicted model, not a curated record.